Molecule: messenger RNA, 5903 nt
Organism: Apodemus sylvaticus (European woodmouse)
Lineage: Eukaryota; Metazoa; Chordata; Mammalia; Rodentia; Muridae
Product: interferon-activable protein 203-like
Exons: 8
Coding region: 230-1915 (561 amino acids)
Biological process (GO): activation of innate immune response; cellular response to interferon-beta
Molecular function (GO): double-stranded DNA binding
Source: RefSeq, a predicted model, not a curated record
GAAGCUUGGGAGGAAGGCAAAACUGUAGGAGAACCAGCAGUCUCAUUUAGCCUGCCCCCCAAGAUCUCUCAGGCACUGGAAUAUUAAUCAGGAAGCAUACACCAGCUUAUAUGAGGCCCCCAACACAUAUCCAGCACAGAAUACUGAAUCUUGUUUCAGUCAGAGAAGAUGCACAUAACCCUCCAUGGCCUGGAGGUCUCCGGCAAUGGGCUCACCAACAACUUGAAAGAUGGCAAAUCAAUAUAAGAGAAUUGUUCUGUACAAAGGACUCACACCCAUCAAUGAUGAUCAUUUUCGCUUAUUUAAGUCAUUGAUGGCCAGUGAUUUAAGACUGGAGAGAAGCAUGCAAGAGCAAUACACUAGGGUUCAGAUUGCUGACAUGAUGGAAGAGGAAUUCCCAGAUGACGCUGGAUUGAGCAAACUCAUCAAGUUUUGUGAAGACUUACAAGCUCUUAGAAGACAUGCUGGAAUUCUUAAAAAAGAGAGAUCAGAAGCAAUAGGAGAAACAUCACUGGAAAUAAAUAGGCAAGAAGCAGUUCCUGCAAGAGCUACAUCAACUACAAAACACAUGAACAAGUCUCUUUUACAAUCCGAAAGAGGGGAGACUUCCAAAACUCAGGCAAUGACUUUUACAGCUCAGGAGGAGUCUGCUACAGCCCAGAAAAAGAGAAAACAAAUCACAAAAACUGAAGGUGGAAAGAAAAACAAGCUCGAGGAGCAGGCUCAGCUUCCAGAAACGUCAGGAACCAAUACAAAAAGAGAUGAAGAUUGCGUCCAGACUCCUCUUAAGCCUCCACCAACACCACCCAGCAGUUCCUCAAACAAGGUUCCUGUGGCAACUCCAUCAUCAGUACCCAACAGUCUUACAGUUCCUCCGGUAUCUAUGUCAAUUGAGAUAAGCAGAGGCAAGACUACUCAAAUUCAUCCAGGAACAGGAUCCAUCUGUGUCCAGGCUCUUCAUGUUCCUCCAUCAACAGUGUCAAGAAGUGUGUGCUCUACUCAAUUGACACAAGGAGCAGCAUCCUGUACCAGGAAGGACCUUUCCCUUCCUAAAGUAACAUCAUCCAGGAAUGUCCAAGCAUCCCAGUUGUCUUCAGCUACAGCAUCCAGCAGUAUCCUAGUUCCAUAUGCCAUUUCAUCAACAGCAUCCAGCAGUCUCCUGGCUCCACAUGCAACUCCUUCAACAGCAACCAUCAAUCUGGCUCUACAGUUGUCUCCAGCAACAGCAUCUAGGGCUCUCCAUGCUGCUUCAGGGCUUUCAGCAACAGUAUACAGCAGUCCAACCAGGACACCAAGAAAAGAAAUUGUACCAACAGAGCCUACUAAGGAAGAAGGUCACCAGAAGGGUCCCAAACAAGUGAUGGUGUUGAAAGUAACAGAACCAUUUACAUAUGACAUGAAAGAAGAUAAAAGGAUGUUUCAUGCUACAGUGGCUACUGAAACUGAAUUCUUCAGAGUGAAGGUUUUUGACACAGCUCUAAAGAGCAAGUUCAUCCCAGGAAAGAUCAUUGCCAUAUCAAAUUAUUUUGGGUGCCAUGGGUUUCUGGAGAUAUACAGAGCUUCCUGUGUGUCUGAUGUGGAUGAUAACGGAACAAUGGUUAUCUCAAAGACACUGAGGCAAAGAGCAAAUGCAACUCCGAGAAUUUUUUAUCUUUUCUCACUACCUAAGGGGACAUUUGUGAAUGGAGAGUUUGUAGUAUUUAGGAAAACUGAAAGGAAUAACUGCAUUUACUAUGGAAUUAAAGAUGAUACUGCGAAAAUUGUAGUAGUAGUUAAUGGACGACUCACCAAUAUUAGGUGUGAACCAGGCAGUAAACUUAGACUUGUCUGCUUUGAACUGACUUCAACCAAAGAUAACUGGCAGCUGAGGUCUGUAAGUCACAGUUACAUGCAGGUCAUCAGUGGUAGAAUGUAAAGGAACGCCACUCAACCGGACUCAGUUAGGAAAACCUCUCUGGAACCAUACUUCUGAAAACCUGGAUACCAAUGAUACUGUUUGCGGAGAUAAGAUUCAAGUACAGAAAAUAAAUGUGCAUAUGGUCUGUUGAAAUACUGGCCCUAUAAAAAUCAGCUCUAAAUUCUAGGAAAUUGUGCUUUAUUAUAUUCUUUAUACGUUUUCUAUUAUCUAAAUUUCAUAUGUUGUCUCUAUAACUUCUAUAAUUGUGGAUUUGCAAUUUUAAUACCUAAGACUUAAAAAAAAAAUCACACAUUUUCUGUAAAGCAGUAUGCCUUUGGGAAAAUCUUUUAACCAUUUGAGAAUUGCUUUAAAAUAGUUAGUGGCCCUCAGAUAAAGCUGGAGAAUACAGGCUUCGGAUGUGAUGUAGGGACAAAGCAUGCUCAGGAACAAAUAGUCUGUGUGUUUUCUGUCCAUGAAAGUCAAGGUAUCAAUAAGAUGCAGGGGAAGGUUGACCUCAGCCUUAAGUAUAGUUUCCAAAAAUAAUAUGCUGAGGACAGGAUCAAGUCUUUACUUGGUGUGAGUAAUAUGAGUGCAUUAUAGGGUGUAGUUAUUUGAAAACAGGUCCUCAAAAUGAGGCAUUUAGAGUGGUACAUACUAUUUUCAACAGUAAGGAAUCCCAUUUUCAAUUCCAGAGUGAAAUAAAGUAAAAUCACUGGAAACCUUUAAAGCAAAAUGAAGAAGGCUUAUGAUAAAUUAAAGCAAAGGAAUUAAGAAAUUAGUAUUCCCAGAGAGGCCUCUCUAGAGUCCUGCUCACUUCUCUCACUGCUGUGAAGUCUUACUUGAUAAAGCAACUGAAGGAUCAGUAGGUUUGUUUUGGCCCAGGGUUUAAUGGCAAAGAAGGAGGAGAUGGAGGGCCACGCUCCUGCAGCAAGAGGAAGCAAAGAGAAAUGAGUUCUAGAGUAGAUCUCUCUCUGUGUCUAUCUCUGUCUCUCUGUCUCUCUCUGUCUCUGUGUGUGUGUCUGUGUGUCUUUCUCUCUCUCUGUCUGUCUCUCUGUCUCUCUGUGUGUGUCAGUGCAUCUGUGUGUGUAUGUGUGUCCUCUAUUUCUCUGUGUGUGUGUGUCUGUGUGUCUCUGUCUUCUGUCUCUGUCUCUAUGUCCUUCUGUCUCUGUGUGUGUGUGUCUUUCUAUGUGUGUGUCUCUCUUUCUUUCUCUGUCUCUAUGUCUGUCUCUAUGUUCAUCUGUCUCUGUGUAUCUCUGUGUGUGUGUAUCUUUCUCUGUCUCUAUGUCUGUCUCUCUCUCUGUCUUUCUCUCUCUCUCUGUAUCUUUCUGUCUCUGUCUCUCUAUCUCUGUCUCUCGGUCUCUGUGUGUAUUUCUCUGUCUCUCUGUCUCUCUGUGUGUGUGUGUGUGUUUCUCUCUCCUCUCUCUCUCUCUCUCUCUCUCUCUCUCUCUCUCUCUCUCUCUCUCUCUCUCUCUCACACACACACACACACACACACACACACACACAUUACAGACCUGACCUGAACCUAUUCAAUGAUACCACCCACAUUUAAGAUGAGUGUUAGCAAAUUCCUUACCACAGUCUAGAAACCUCCUCUAGCACAUGGAAAAAGGAUUCCAAGAUCCUGUCAUGUUUACAAUCAACAUUCACAGUCACACAGGGUGAUUGUGUGAAAUGGAGGUAAGAACAUAUAUAGGUGUUUUGACAGCAGAAAUAUAGGCAGGAAGAGGCAAGAGCUAAUGAUGACUGCCUCUCUAAUCUUGUAAAUUCAUGUCUUAUCCCUCUAUAUCUAUUCCAUUCUAAUGAUAUUGGAAUUUUGAGCUUAAUUGGAUGUGUUUAAAUCACAGUCUCUUCUUACCAAUAGAUUAAUGUCACUGGAAAGCAUUUGUGGAAGGAAAUUCUGUAUGGUUUUAUUAUUUCUUUGCUUUUCAAGCAUGCACAUGUAAGAAAGACUAUUGUUUAGUACCUUGAAACUCCACUUUUCUUGUACUAUAACCACAAUGCACUUUUCAACAACAGAUCUGUAUCCACAUCUAGUGUGUACAUACAACAUUCUUCAAACAAUACACCUGAAUUGGCAAAGUGGACAUCCACAUAUAACAGAUUGUAAAUAUAAAUGCUGUGAACCUUGAAAAUGAUUGCUAUCCUUAGAAAUAUCUUCAUUAAAACCUUAUUUAUAGUCAAAUACGUGACUGAACCUUAUUGAUACCAUGAAAGAUAGCCUUAUACAGCCUAGCCUAGUUUGCAUAAAUGUACAUCCAGACAAACUAUGUCUCUAAAAUGACCUUUUAUGAUGGUUAUUCUGUUUACCACCUCCUUCCUAUGUAUCCUUGAGUGUAUAUCAUCAGAAUAAACUGCUCUGUGAAAAGUAACAUGCACGAGGAGUAAAUCCCUACCUAAUCUGAGCCCAUCAGUUGAAAUACUCACUUGUGUUAUAUACCUUCAGCAAAAUAACUCCUCCUCUUGGACUCCAUGAAAGAAACUCUAAGAAAAACCUGGGGCACAUGAAUAGCCUUAUUUAUAUGUUCCAAAUUGAUCCUUAAAAUAUUGCUUUCUGAUCUGCACUGUCAUUUUGCUUUGAAUAAAGUUUCACUGCUUUUAUAAAAGCCUGUGUGAGCCUUUACACCAAACAUUUGAAUAAAAGGGCAAGAUUUUGGAAACUUCGGGCUUAGCCCCUGACCAUUAUCAUAAUCAUAACAGAGAUACAGAAAGAAAGAAAGAAAGAAAAACUUCAUCAAAUAGCAAAGAUUAGGUCUUGGAUUCCCAAACUUCCAGAAAUGUCAGUAAUGCAUUUUUGCUCCUUAUAUAACACUUUAUCUGUAGGGAUCUGAUACAAAACAAAACAGGCUAAGACAGAAUGAAAGAGUGUUUUCCAUAAUAAUCCGACACAGAGAAAUCUAUCUUACAUAAACCUAAAAUUUCAAUAUAGAUUGAUCAAUAGAUAGAUAGAUAGAUAGAUAGAUAGAUAUACAUAUAUAUACAGAUAUAUAGAUAGAGAUGUAUAGAUAUAAUCUACAAAUGCUAUGCACUGAAGUCAAGAGUGGCAGUGUCAAAUCUAACUAUAUGCAUUAUGGAACAAUAUGCCUGGGGAGAUGUGAAUAAAUGUCUAUGCAAUCCUGGCCAAAGUUCAGAUACAACCAAAGUCCAAUUUGGUGAAACAUUAGGAUUUAUUUUUACUGUGGUUCUUAUAAGAAUGUUGAUGAACACUACACUACAAUGCGGCCCAAGGGUGGUUUCUUCUUCUUUAAGCUGGGGAAUUCUGGACUCUAUUGUUUGUCUGUUGCCUGUUUCCUUUCUUUUCAUGCUUUCUUCCCAGCAAUAACUUAUAUGAACCAAGGUGUUUUGGAUAUUCUACAUUUCUAUACAUAUCUCCUUUCCUCCUUUUCCCUUCCUUCUCCUUUUCCUUCUCCAAGCCCCACCACCAUCUUUAAUUUUUCUUUUAAUUUUGUAAUGUCUCCAAAGAGUUCUUCCCUGGUAGGAGAGUGAAAAUUUCCAGAGUCUGUUUCAAAGAUGCCAGUUCUACUAACUCAUGGAAAGCUUGAAAAAGGAGCAUUCUUCAGGGUAGUGUCUUAACAGACUAGUACUGUAGCUCAAACAUCAUCGCUCUUCUCCAAAACUCAUGCUGAAACUUCCUAAUGGGAUAGAGUUGAGCUAUGGUUUGGCAUUAAAGAGUUGAGAAUCACUGAGAGGUCUCGAAGCCUUCACAUCAGAAGCACACGGGUGUUUGCAAGAUGAGCAGUGCCUAUGCAACACAGCUACAAUUUAUGGUUUUAGAUGCCAUUUUCAUAUCUGUGAUAUGCUUUGAUCAUACUCACACCCCUUACCUCUCUCGUCCCCCUCCUUCCUAUUGAUCUCCUUUUCUCUCUUGUAAACUUCUCUGAAUACUUUCAUGUCUUAAAAAACAAACAUGUAAACCUCUAUAUUCUACAUAGGAGAGAAACUGUGAUAUUUUCUACCCCCUUUUCUACAAAUGAUGUCAUUUCAUCCUUCUGUAUGGCUGAAUAAA